AUGGCUGACGUGCAGAGCCAUAUAAUUUUAGAUAAAAUAAUAGAUUGUUUUCUGACACCUGUAAAGAAUGAUGAUGAUGAUGAUGAUGAUGCGCUAUCAGAUGGAGAAAUACCUGACCAAAAAUCUCAAGAAAACAUAGUAUUAUCAGUUCCUCAUGAGAGGCCUAGAACGCCUAACCGUCAGUUGUUGAUUACUCCAAAUGAAUGCGCUAUAGAAAAAUCACAAAAUCGAUCAAGAUCUCCUUCUCAAGUACAAAUGGCAUCAUCUGAAAUCGAGCAACAGUCGGACAUUAAAAUUCAUUACCAAUCUGAAACAAUCUGUCAGCCACAAUCUAGAAAUCCGAUUAGAUCUCCGUCUAAUUCUCCUACUCCAAUACAAUUUAGACAAUUUAAAAGGUCUCCGUCUAAUUCUCCUAUUCCAGUACAAUCUAGACAAUUUGAAAAGUCUCCCUCUAAUCCUCCUACUCCAACACAAUUUAGACAAUUUAAAAGGUCUCCGUCUAAUACUCCUAUUCCAGUACAAUCUAGACAAUUUAACAAUUCUACAAUUAAUCUUCAUGCUUCAGUACAAUCUAAACAUUUAAAUUGGUCUCCUUCUAAUUCUCAUAAUCCGACACAGUAUACAGUAAGCAAUAGGUCGCGAUCUAAAUCUCAAGAUCAACAACAAUUUACUACUAGAAGUAUGCAUUCCUCUGAGACAAGACAUCGGCCAAAGUAUAGAAAUCAUAGUAGGUCUCCGCUUCGUUUUCGAACUCAACAUGGGCGUGGAAAAAGAUCGCGUUCUAGAUCAUACAAUGAACAAAAAUUUGAUUCUAAAAGUACGAGUUCGUAUACAAAGAAACAAUCUAGAAUGAGAAAAAUGUCACGAUCCAAAUCACCAAAUCGGAAAGAAAAUGUAACUAAAAAUCAGUCUUUUCCUAAAUCAAAUAUAGAACUUCCAUCUAGAUCUUCAACACAAGUAAAUGACAAUAGAGAUUAUCAUAAAACUUCACGCAAUAUAUCUCGGAGAACGGAAAAACCAGUGACAAGGAAAACUCCAAAACCAGUGACAAAGAAAACUCCAAAACCCAAAAAGCCUGCAUCUGGUACUUCAAAAUUUAAAAAGAAUCCAGAGAUUAAUGCUGGUAUGAUGAUGCCACCACCUCCACAAGAUCCAUAUAAAGUACCAAGACCAUAUUACCACAAUCCACUCAAUGCUCCAGCGAUGUACUACCCGCCACCAACACCUAGGCCUCGAUUAAUGCGACCACCAUAUUUUAUACCACCACGACCUCGUAUACCGUUUCCACCAGCAUAUCCAAGAAUGUUUAGACUACCUUGGCCGCCUAUGAAUCCUAUGAUGCACAAUGAAGAAAUUUAGAGAAACUAUACCCACUAAACAUUUUAAAUCGGUCGAGACAGUUGUCUAACUGAAAAGCCUUUAACUUCACGGCCAUCAUAAAUACAAUAUAUUAUU
This is a messenger RNA of Rhopalosiphum maidis (corn leaf aphid), 1455 nucleotides long. RefSeq lists its product as uncharacterized. The record is from RefSeq and is a predicted model, not a curated record. Bases 1 to 1359 code for a protein of 452 amino acids. Lineage: Eukaryota; Metazoa; Arthropoda; Insecta; Hemiptera; Aphididae. The transcript has 7 exons.